Molecule: messenger RNA, 336 nt
Organism: Ordospora colligata OC4
Lineage: Eukaryota; Fungi; Microsporidia; Ordosporidae
Product: HS6-type ribosomal protein
Exons: 1
Coding region: 1-336 (111 amino acids)
Source: RefSeq, a predicted model, not a curated record
AUGAUUCCAAUUGCACAUCCUCUUGCUAAGGGCGCAACAGAGCAAAUGAUAGCCGCUUUGGUCAGUGAAUAUGCAAACAAGGCCAUACUGGUGACUGGAAUAAAGAAGUGUCUAAAGCACAUAGAGCAUGAAUCAGAAGGUCUGUUAGUGCUGACUGCCGAUACAACACCCAUGGACCUAAUCACACAUCUUCCUUCGCUUUGCGAGGAGAGAGGAAUCAGGUAUGUGUUUGUCAAUGAUAAGACAUGCAUUCCAAACAGAUUCACUUGUGUGUUCUUUGGAAUGCAGGAGAGGCACAAGGUUCAGGCUAUAAUAGCUGCUCUUGACCAACAGUAG